AUGGUUAAGGAAGGGAGAGUUGUUGGUCACAAAGUGUCACAAAAAGGGCUGGAGGUUGAUAAAGCAAUGAUUGAAGUGAUCGAGAAGUUACCAUCACCAAUUUCAUUGAAGGGUAUUCAUAGCUUCUUGGGGCAUGCCGGCUUUUACCUGAGGUUUAUCAAGGACUUUUCAAAAAUUGCACACCCUCUAUGCAAACACUUGGAGAAGGAGGUGAAGUUUAACUUUGAUGAUGCGUGCAUGGUGGCCUUUAAGUGCUUGAAAGAAAAAUUGAUCUCCACUCCGGUUAUCAUUAGUCCCGAUUGGUCUGAACCCUUUGAAGUUAUGUGUGAUGCAAGUGGCAUGACAUUAGGCAUCGUGUUGGGGCAGAAACACAACAAACUAUUUCACCGUACUUACUACGCAAGUAAAACUCUAAACGGUGCUCAAAGUAACUACACAGUGACAGAACAACAAUUACUUGCAGUAGUAUAUGCGUUUGAGAAAUUUCGGGCCUACUUGCUAGGCAUUAGAGUGGUUGUUCACACUGACCAUGCUGCGCUACGUUAUUUAAUGGCAAAGAAGGAUGCUAAGACAAGAUUGAUAAGGAGAUGUGUUCCGGAAGAAGAAUUCUAUGAUAGUCUCCACGCUUGUCAUUCUUCAUCGGUUGGGGGUAAUCAUGUUGGAGUGCACACGGUUGCUAAGAUCCUCCAAAGUGGUUACUACUGGCCAUCCCUUUACAAGGACGCUCAGGAGUUUUCUAAGAAAUGUACGCAAUGUCAAAGACAAGGUGGAGCAUCCAGAAGACAUGAGCUUCCUCUGAAACCGAUUUUGGAAGUUGAGUUAUUUGAUGUUUGGGGAAUCGAUUUCAUGGGUCCAUUUGGAAACAAGUACAUCUUGGUGGUGGUAGACUAUGUUUCUAAGUGGGUGGAAACUGUAGCGUUGCCAAUCAACGAAGGGAGAAGUGUUGUUCAGUUCCUAAAACGCUACAUUUUCGCUAGGUUUGUCACUCCUCGAGCUAUCAUUAAUGAUGGUGGGUCCCACUUUUGCAAUAGGCUUUUUACAUCAGCAUUGAGCAAAUAUGAGGUGAAGCAUAAAGUAGCAACGCCAUAUCAUCCUCAGAUAAGUGGCCAAGUGGAAGUUUCAAAUAGAGAGAUCAAAAAUAUUUUGGGUAAGAUCGUAUUUGCAAAAAGGACUAAUUUGUCUCGAAAACUAGAAGAUGCUCUGUGGGUAUAUCACACUGCCUACAAGACACCAAUCGAUAUGUCUCCUUAUCAACUAGUCUUUGGGAAAUCUUUCCAUUUACCAAUUGAAUUGGAGUACAAAGCAUUAUGGGCAUUAAAGGCUCUGAAUCUGGACUGGGAAAGAACUUCAAAAGGAAGAGUAGAUCAACUCAAUGAGUUGGAUGAAUUCAGGGUAAAAUAG
Molecule: messenger RNA, 1401 nt
Organism: Solanum stenotomum
Lineage: Eukaryota; Viridiplantae; Streptophyta; Magnoliopsida; Solanales; Solanaceae
Exons: 3
Coding region: 1-1401 (466 amino acids)
Biological process (GO): DNA integration
Molecular function (GO): nucleic acid binding
Source: RefSeq, a predicted model, not a curated record